AUGAACGCCACCCCUGCAGACCCAGCCCAGGACCGGCUUGUGAGGGAGACCUUCCUCCAUGCUCUCGGGACCCCUCCAGACCCAGUACAAGCCCAGGCGCAGGGAGUCUGUUGGAGACCUUCUGCACUCCCCUAUGCCUGCUGGACCCCACUGAACACACCACAGGCCCAGAGUCUUUCGCACUCUCCCUUGUGCAAGAAACAACUAGAGAGGGCAGGGGCUGUCCCCUCAGGAAUCCAAAGUUCUCAGAAGGCUGACAGCCACUACACUCCCAGCAUUCUCCAGCACAAGUGUGACCCUGCCACACUUCCUCACAGUUUUCCAAUGAGCCCUGAGCUCAGGGAAAUAUUGGAGCAGCACAUCCAAAAGUGUAUCACUGAAUACCAGCAGGACCUGCUCUGCAGGAUCCAAAAGCCUGCAGAACUCACAUGGCCUUGGUGUGACUUGGCCCAUUCUUGUCAAGCCAAGGGCAAGCCUCUGCCCUCACUUUCAUCCAUGUCUACAGCUGAAGGUAGCAGGGAUGUACAGGAGGUGAGGUUCCAGCUGAGGCAGGACUUGGGCAAGAGUCUUGCUCAUAUUCCAGGUGAGGCCCCAAAAGAUGUCUCCAGAGCCUUAGGAAGCUCGCCCAGCGUGGUUCAGGGGAUGAUCUUGGAGGAGUCAGAGAGAAACCUGACAAGGUUCACAGAGAUGGAGAGCAGAAAUGACUCACCAGGAAGCAUGGAGAAGAAACACACCGAAGUCAUGCUCACAGAGCAUUUGGGAGUGAAGACGGGGCAGAUGCACAUGGGGCUGAUUCCCCUGAGAGAAACCCGUGUUUGUCCCGUCCAGAAGUUUUUCUUCUCCAAACCAUGCACCCUGCAGGACCUUGUGAUACACAUCACAAGGUUUAGGGUGAGGCACAGGUGGGGCCUCCGACUCAAGCUCCUAAAGGCCAUAAACAUCUUCAGGCCCACAAAGGCUCCACUCUGUCACCCUUUCCACUACAGUUUGGCAUCUGCCGUGUCCCAGUGCCAUCACCACAGCACCCCCUUAGGGGAUAUGUUAGCCUCACACAUGUCAGAUGGUCUAAUAGCAGACAGAGGAAGCAGCAUGAGGAUUCCACAGCAUCAGCAAGCACAGAAGAACCAAAGCAAGAUGUUGGCUCCUGCUUACAAGCAAGAGGUCAGGUGGAGGAUGAACCCAGGGAAACCUGAAGGUAGGCGGGGAGCCUUGCGGACCUCAGAGCCCACUCAGGAUGGGAGAAGAGAAGAUAUCUUAGAGUGGAAGAAACUUCAACUGCUCAAACAAAAAAAUACCAGUCCACUCAGAAGGCUACUUCCUAACAAGUGUGAAGAAAUUUCUACAGUGGAUUUCACCCAAGAAAAUAAUCAAAGGACAGGAAGACCACACCAGAAGAAAGGCACCUCAGGCAUUGCCCAGAGCCAGAGGAAAGCCCAAUCCAGACCACGUGUGGAGCACAACACUGAUGAGGCUCAGCUGUCCAUGACUGCAGUUGACCAGAUGCUAGAAGCCAAAUUGAUGCUUCAGCAUGAAUUCUGUGCACAGAAGUUAAAUGAGAACAAAAGGAAAGAGGGACAAGACUCAGUCUCUCUCAAGUUUCUUGCUUCUUGGAGCACAAGACAAUGCCAGGAUGUGCAGCCACCCCUAAGUUCCACAGCCGUCCUAUAA
This is a messenger RNA of Octodon degus (degu), 1668 nucleotides long. Its product is annotated as spermatogenesis-associated protein 31C2-like. The transcript has 5 exons. The record is from RefSeq and is a predicted model, not a curated record. NCBI's taxonomy places the organism in Eukaryota, Metazoa, Chordata, Mammalia, Rodentia, Octodontidae. The coding region runs from base 1 to 1668 and encodes 555 amino acids.